AUGGCCGCCCAAAUAUUCACAAUAAACCCAGAAGCCUUCACCGAAGCCCUAAAAGAACUCCCCCUCUCAGCCGUGUACGCCAAAGUCUCCGAACUCCGCAACUCAAUCGCGCACCUGCACCGCUCGAACGCUGAGAUGAAGGAUUUUCUAGAGGCGUCGCAGUCAGAAGACGAACGGAGGGAGAUGGAGGGGUAUAUUCGUGAGAAUGAGGGUGUUUUUGCGUCUAUGCGGGAACGGUUGGAUAUGCUUCGGACUGAGGUUGAGAGGAGGGGACAGUCUUGGAUUGAGGAGGAAGGGGAUGGGGUGAAGGAGGAGGAGAAGGGGGAUGGUGUGCCGGUUACGAAUGGGGAUUUGAAUUCGAGUUCGAACUCGAAUGCUGCGGGCCAGUCUGGGGGUGAUGCGGAGGAAGGUGUUUAUCUUUGA
Penicillium cosmopolitanum is the source of this 423-nucleotide messenger RNA. RefSeq lists its product as uncharacterized. The record is from RefSeq and is a predicted model, not a curated record. Bases 1 to 423 code for a protein of 140 amino acids. Gene Ontology annotation, biological process: proteasome regulatory particle assembly. Lineage: Eukaryota; Fungi; Ascomycota; Eurotiomycetes; Eurotiales; Aspergillaceae. Gene Ontology annotation, molecular function: protein-macromolecule adaptor activity. The transcript has a single exon.